Molecule: messenger RNA, 2260 nt
Organism: Prunus mume (Japanese apricot)
Lineage: Eukaryota; Viridiplantae; Streptophyta; Magnoliopsida; Rosales; Rosaceae
Product: putative inactive receptor kinase At1g27190
Biological process (GO): protein phosphorylation
Molecular function (GO): protein kinase activity; protein binding; ATP binding
Source: RefSeq, a predicted model, not a curated record
AACUCCAAGAACUGGUCCCCUCCUCUGUAGACUGAAAACCACAGUCAAAUGGCGUGUUCCAUUUCCCAUCUACCUCAACCUCCACCAUCGCCAUCAUCUCCACCACAACACCCACGCUCUUCGCUGCCCUAAAUCCCACAUCCAGAAAGAAAAAAAAAAAAAAAAAACCAGAAAAACCCUAAAAAUGAAGAUCUUUUUGGGCAUUGUCUCACUGGUGCUCUGCAACUCCCUCUUCUGCUACUCCAUUGAAGACGACCUCACUUGCCUUGAGGGGGUCAAGACCUCACUCACAGACCCACAAGGGAGGCUGAGCCAAUGGGACUUGGGCAACAGGUCGGUGGCCUCCAUCUGCAAGCUGGUCGGAGUGUCGUGCUGGAAUGAGAAGGAGAAUCGACUCAUCAGCCUCCAGCUUCCUUCAAUGGAGCUCGCCGGUGAGCUCCCUGAGUCUCUCAAGUUCUGCCAUAGCCUCCAGAGCCUUGAUCUCUCCGGUAACGCUCUCUCUGGUUCCAUCCCUCCCCAAAUCUGCAAUUGGCUCCCUUAUCUCGUAACCCUAGAUCUCUCCAACAACCACCUCUCCGGUUCCAUCCCUCCGGAGAUUGUCAACUGUAAGUUCCUCAACACUCUCAUUUUGAAUGAUAACCGUCUCUCCGGUUCUUUGCCCUAUGAGCUUGGCCGGCUCGAUAGGUUGAAGAGAAUCUCCGUCGCUAAUAAUGGUCUCUCUGGUACGAUACCUCCGGACUUGUCUAAAUUUGAGAAGGAUGACUUUGAUGGGAACAGUGGGCUGUGCGGGGAGCCUCUUGGGUCUAAAUGUGGUGGACUGAGCAGCAAAAGCCUCGGCAUUAUAAUCGCCGCUGGUGCAAUUGGUGCUGCUGGGUCUUUGAUCUUGGGUUUGGGGAUAUGGUGGUGGUUCUUUGUUAGGGCGAGUCAGAAAAAGCGAAGCUUUGAUGGUGGUGUUGGUGGUGAUAAGUAUGGGAGUGGUUGGGUUGGGUUGUUGAGGUCUCAUAAGGCUGUUCAGGUGUCUCUGUUUCAAAAACCCAUUGUGAAAGUCCGGUUGGCUGAUCUGUUGGCGGCCACCAACAGUUUUGAUCCCCAAAACAUUGUCAUUUCCACGAGAACUGGUGUUUCAUAUAAGGCUGUCUUGCCUGAUGGUUCGGCAAUGGCGAUUAAGCGGCUUAAUGCGUGUAAGCUUGGUGAGAAGCAACUUAGGUCGGAGAUGAAUAGGUUGGGGCAGCUUAGGCAUCCCAAUUUGGUGCCUUUGUUGGGGUUUUGUGUUGUGGAGGAAGAGAAGCUUUUGGUGUAUAAGCACAUGUACAAUGGCACAUUGCACUCUCAGUUGCACGGAAGUGGUAAUGUGAACAGCCAGUAUGGUUUUUUGGAUUGGCCAACACGCCUAAGGAUUGGUGUAGGUGCAGCCAGAGGACUUGCCUGGCUUCACCAUGCUUGUCAGCCGCCUUAUAUGCACCAGAACAUUAGCUCGAAUGUGAUUCUUCUUGACUAUGAUUUUGAAGCUCGUAUAACGGAUUUUGGGCUGGCGAGGCUGGUUGCUUCUCGUGAUUCCAAUGAUAGCUCGUUUGUCAAUGGGGAUUUGGGAGAGUUUGGUUAUGUGGCUCCUGAGUACUCGAGCACAAUGGUGGCAUCGUUGAAAGGGGAUGUGUAUGGGUUCGGGGUGGUUCUUCUGGAAUUGGUGACUGGACAGAAGCCUCUAGAAAUUGUUAAUGCAGUGGAAGGAUUCAAGGGGAAUUUGGUGGAUUGGGUGAAUCAUUUAUCAAACGCUGGUCGAAGCAUGGAUGCCAUAGACAAUAUCUUAGCAGGGAAAGGUCACGAUGAUGAAAUUUUGCAGUUCAUGAGGGUUGCUUGUACUUGUGUGGUUGCUAGGCCAAAGGACAGGCCUUCCAUGUAUCAGGUUUAUGAGUCAUUGAAGGUCUUUGCUGAGAAACAUGGUUUCUUCGAACAGUAUGAUGAAUUUCCAUUGGUCUUUGGCAAGCAGGUUCCUGAAUCUUGAUUUUAUACAAUAGUCAGGCAGGGAGAGUACUAAAAGUGCAAAAUACUGCAGCAUUUGGGCAUGCCUUCAUUGUAUUCAUAUGAGAGGCAUUUUCUGCAAUUGGGAUGGUUUCCGGUCGGUUGGGCAUGAUUUCCGUGUUCUAAUGCUCAUUUGUUGAAUCAUUGUGUAUUAUAAAGAAGCAUUAUAUGCAUUGUAACGUUUCUGUAAUCCAGAAAAUCUCUGUUUUCAGUUAUAAAAUUGCUCCCUCAUCUGUUCUAA